AUACAACUGUUCACUCUUCGUACACAGGUUGUCGUGAAUGAUCCGAACCAAUUGGAGGCGAUCAGGCAACGAGAGCUCGAUAUAACAAAGGAGCGCAUCCAGAAGAUCUUAGCCGCUGGUGCGAAUGUGGUGUUAACAACCGGUGGAAUCGACGAUUUGUGCAUGAAGUAUUUUGUGGAAGCUAAUGCUAUGGCUGUUCGCCGAUGUAAGAAAAGCGAUUUGAAGAAUAUGGCCAAAGCGACUGGCGGUCAGUUGAUCGUCAGCAUGUCCGACAUGGAGGGGGAGGAAGUGUUUGAUACUUCGAAAUUGGGCCAGGCAGCGGAAGUCUCCCAAGAACGUAUCUGUGACGAUGAGCUCAUCAUACUACGUGGUCCCAAAGUACAUCCCUCGGCAAGCAUCAUUUUGCGUGGUGCCAAUGACUUUUAUGUAGACGAAAUGGAGCGAUCCCUCCAUGAUGCUAUUCUUGUCGUGAAACGUGUGUUGGAAAGCAAAGAAAUCGUUCCCGGCGCGGGAGCAUGCGAAGCAGCCAUUUCGAUUUUCUUGGAAAACUACGCUGUAACCUUGAGCUCCCGCGAACAGUUGGCCGUCGCCGAGUUCGCCCGGGCCAUGCUGUCUAUUCCCAAACAACUAGCAGUCAAUGCUGGUCUCGACUCAACUGAACUGGUCGCUCGUCUUCGGUCAUGUCAUAACUCAAGUCAAUGCAAGAAGGAACAAGCCUAUUAUAAGUGGUACGGUCUUGAUCUGGACAACCAGCGUGUGAUGGACUGCAUGACAACGGGUGUUUUUGAACCCUUGAUUUCCAAGAUCAAAAGCCUGAAGUUCGCAACCGAAGCUGCGAUCACUAUUCUUCGUAUCGAUGACCUCAUCAAGUUGAAAGAAGAAGAAAAACCUCCUCACGGAUCUGACGAUGAAUCUUACAACUAUUAA
Echinostoma caproni is the source of this 927-nucleotide messenger RNA. The record is from the annotation of a GenBank genome assembly. NCBI's taxonomy places the organism in Eukaryota, Metazoa, Platyhelminthes, Trematoda, Plagiorchiida, Echinostomatidae.